Molecule: messenger RNA, 4369 nt
Organism: Athene cunicularia (burrowing owl)
Lineage: Eukaryota; Metazoa; Chordata; Aves; Strigiformes; Strigidae
Gene: CHL1
Product: cell adhesion molecule L1 like
Exons: 27
Coding region: 424-4179 (1251 amino acids)
Biological process (GO): cell-cell adhesion; axon guidance
Cellular component (GO): axon; plasma membrane
Molecular function (GO): protein binding
Source: RefSeq, a predicted model, not a curated record
AGUGUAUUUUGUGGUUAUUUCUCAUAGCUUCUGUUCUGUAUUUGAGGAACUUUUACUGCCUUUUUCUAUUUGGUUGGGUGCGCUGAUUGAUUUUUGCUUCCUGUGUUCAAUUAUUCAUUUUUCUUCUUUGAAACUUGAGGGAAAAAUAAACCAGGAUGAAUCCAGUUAUAUGGGCUUUCAGAUAUUGAAGAUUCAUCAAAAUUCUGCUAUAGGCUCUUGCAAUUCCUUACAGAGGAGGGAUCCAAACUCUGCUGAACUCAACACAAAUCUCUUUCUAACUCUCAUGUUACCUUAGUGGUCAUUCUACCUUUGGCUCGAUAUGGACAACUCAAUUUCACAUCCUUACAUCUGAUUUGAAGUGACGGUGAGAGGAAGCAUAAGGUGUCUCUCAUUCAGUUUGGACUCCUUGUUUACAGAAGAGUGAUGGAGAUGCUGUUAAGCACAAAAGGGAUCACCAUAUGCCUGUUUUUCUUUGUAUUGAGUUUGGCAGCAGGUAUUGAAAUACCAUUAUCAGUUGCACAGCUUCCAACAAUCACAGAGCAAUCUCACACCCAGGUUGCCUACCCUUUUGAUGAGGACUUUACAAUUAAAUGUGAAGCUAGAGGAAACCCACAGCCCACCUUUAACUGGACCAAGGAUGGAAAACCAUUUGACUUAUUAUCUGACCCAAGGAUAGUUGCAUCUAACAACUCUGGAACAUUUGUGAUUCAAAACCGUGGAAUCAUCACCAAUUUUCAAGGGAAAUAUCGUUGCUUUGCAUCCAAUCUGCUGGGAACUGCCAUGUCAGAAGAAAUUGAGCUAAUUGUUCCAAGUGUACCAAAAUUCCCUAAAGAAAAAAUUGAGCCCCUUGAUGUGGAGCAUGGUGAUUCAGUGAUUUUACACUGCAACCCCCCAAAAGGCAUCCCACCUUUGCAUAUCUACUGGAUGAAUAUUGAUUUGCAACAUAUUCCGCAAGAUGAAAGGGUCUCCAUGAGCCUUAAGGGAGAUCUCUACUUUGCAAAUGUGGAAGAAAAUGACAGUCGAAGUGAUUAUUGUUGCUUUGCAGCAUUUCCAAGACUGAGGACAAUUGUACAGAAAAUGCCAAUGACACUGAAGGUUUCCCGUUUUAAGCAUGCUAAUGACUCAGGCUCACCUAACGCUGCGGUUUCUAAGGCAAAUUUUAUCAAGGAAAGAAAACCCAAACUGCUGAUUCCUCCUGAAUCUGCGGGCAGUAGCUCAUCAGUCACUGUCAUCAAGGGAGGUGUCCUGCUACUCGAAUGUAUUGCUGAAGGGCUCCCAACUCCUCAUCUAAGCUGGAUCAAGGUCACCGGAAACUUGCCGAAGGAUGAACCAGAAACGGAAAAUUUUGGGAAGAUAUUGAAGAUAGACCAAGUGACUGCAGCUGAUGAAGGAACGUACCAGUGCACAGCAAGCAACCACAUGGGAAGAGCGAAGCACGAGUUCCACGUUCACGUGGAAGAGCCUCCUCAGUGGAUAAAGGAGCCCGAAGGUGGUGUUUACAGUGUAGGAACAAAUCUGGUGCUGCUGUGUGAAGCUAUUGGCAACCCAGAGCCAACCAUUCAGUGGAAACUCAACGGGAUGCCCAUCGAUAGUAGGACCUUCAGAGGGAGAAUCUCUUCCAGAGAAAUCAGCCUUACCAACCUUCAGCUUCAGGACAGUGCUGUGUACCAGUGCGAGGCCAGCAACAAGCAUGGCACCAUCCUCGCUAGCGCCAACGUGAACGUCCUCAAUAUUGCUCCCUUAAUACUGACCUCAGAUGGUGAAAACUAUGCUACAGUUGUGGGUUACAGUGCCUUUCUGCACUGUGAAAUUUUUGCCUCGCCUGCAGCAGAUAUUAGAUGGACUAAGGAUGACAGCAUAGAGCCGCUUUCAACAUUACGCUAUGAAUUAAAUAAGAAUGGCACCCUAGAGAUCAAGGAAACGAGGAAAGAAGACUCAGGGUCGUAUGCUUGCUGGGCUGCGAACUCAGUUGGAAAAAGAGCAAUCACUGCUAAUCUGGAUAUAAGAGAUGCUACAAAACUUGUUGUUACUCCAAAGAAUCCCCGAGUGUUGAAAUCACAUUCAAUUUUAUUGAAAUGUCAGUCUGAGUAUGAUUCACACUUGAAACACAGUUUUAAAUUAUCCUGGAGGAAAGAUGGAGAUCAGCUGCCAGUCAACAGCACAGAAAAUGGCAGGAUAAUUCUGGACAGGGAUACACUGUUCAUAUCAAGCGUGACGCUGGAGGAUCAAGGAGUUUACAUGUGUGUGGCUAGCACUUCCCUGGACAGUGUCACAGCUGAAUCGCAGUUAAUUGUUCUGGAUGUUCCUGAUCCACCAGAAGACCUUCAGCUCUCAGAAAAUCAAAACCGAAGUGUUCGACUAGCCUGGAAAGCCGGGGCCAGUCAUAACAGCCCUAUUAAUGAGUCGAUUAUAGAGUUUGAAGAGAACCGGUGGGAGCCAGAGAGGUGGCAGGAGCUAACCCGAGUGCCGGGGAAUGACACCACAGCCCUUUUGUCACUGGCCCCAUAUAUGAAUUACCAGUUUCGUGUGGUAUCUGUGAAUGCUGUGGGAAGGAGCCAGCCCAGUAAACCAUCGCUGCGCUAUGCAACACCUCCAGCUGCUCCAGACAAGAACCCAGAAAAUAUCCGAGUUGAAGCUUCUGAACCAAAUGAAAUGGUGAUGAAAUGGGAGCCAUUGAAACCCGUGGAGAGGAAUGGGCCGGGGCUGGAGUACAAAGUCAGCUGGCGGCAGCGGGGAGUCGAGGCGGACUGGAAUGAGGAGACAGUGAAGAAGCAUUCUCUGACCCUGCGAAACACCCCCACCUUUGUGCCUUAUGAGAUCAAAGUCCAAGCAGUAAAUAAUUUAGGAUCCGGUCCUGAACCAAAUGUUACCAUCGGAUAUUCAGGAGAGGAUGUUCCAGAUGCUGCUCCUUCCGGCGUAUCGGUGGAUAUUGUGAACAGCACACUGGUCAAAGUCUACUGGUUUGGAAUACCAAGGGACAGAGUUCGUGGACAUUUGAAAGGCUAUAAGGUCAGUUGGUGGAAAACAAAAAGCAUGCUGGAUGGAAAAAGGCAUCACCAAGAGAAACAUUUCCUAACAUUUGUGGGAGACAGAAACUAUGGGAUGAUUCCUGGUCUAGAGCCCUUCAGUGAAUUCCACUUAACUGUUUCGGCUUACAAUGCCAAAGGAGAUGGCCCGGAAAGCUCCCCCGUUGUGUUUGAAACUCCAGAAGGAGUCCCCGAACAACCACGUUUCCUAAGGAUCUUGAACUUUGACAAGGACUCUGUCACGCUGUUGUGGGGACUUCCCAAGAAAGCAAACGGCCAUCUUACUGGCUACAUUUUGCAAUACCAGAUAAUAAAUGAAACGCAUGAAAUCGGACCCCUGAACGACAUCAGCGUGACCAACCGUUCCACACUCAGCUGGAGGCUUUCAGGUCUCAGCUCCAGUACCAAGUACAAAUUCUAUGUAAAGGCUUGUACAGUCAAAGGCUGUGGGAAGCCGGUCACAGAAGAAGGACUAACGAUGGCUCAAGGGAGUAAAGGGAUCGGCAAGAUCUCAGAAGCAGUAAAGCCCACCCAAAAGUUUCACCCCAUUGAGGCACUUGAGCCUGGAACUGAAUAUACAGUUCGUCUAGUGACUAAGAAUUGGGUUGAUAACAAUAGCAUUUUUGAAGAUGUAAUUGAGACAAGGGGGAGAGCCUAUGCUGGCAUUUACGAUGGAAUUUCCACGCAGGGGUGGUUUAUUGGACUGAUGUGUGCCAUCGCUUUGCUCACCCUACUGCUGCUAACUAUUUGCUUUGUCAGAAGAAAUAAAGGAGGAAAAUACUCAGUGAAAGAAAAAGAAGAUUUGCAUCCAGAUCCUGAAGCUCAAUCAAUAAAAGAUGAAAUCUUUGGGGAAUAUAGAUGUCACGUUCAGUCGGGAGAAGUCAGGCUGCUUUGGUUCUUCUUCUGUGGUGCCAUUAGGAGGAAUGACCAGUGGAAUUUCCUUUUUUUUUUUCCUGAAUUUUGGUGGUGGGUCUGUCUUUUUCACAAAAUUGCCACUGAACAUAGACUGCAUAUGAGCAGAUACAGACACUCUGAUUCUGCUUUCAUUUUAUCCUGUUCCUACCCUUUAGCAGAGAGAAACUCCAUCAGUUACAGUAAGAUAACAGCAGAACGAAUGAAAAAAGGGAAAAAGGCCCCUUUGCUAGUCAUCUAAAAUCAAACAAAUGCUCACAAAGCAGUAAGGUGUAACCUAUAGCUGAUGCCUCAUCCCACAAGUCCACAUCAGUUCACCCACCCACCUCAAAAGAAAAAGGAAAUAAAUAGGCCCUGAACAGCACCCACUGUCUUGUAAAAUGAAAAUGUCUCUUUCUGUAAGAUGCCGACGACUCAGCAUCAGCACUGAU